AUGAACUCAUUCCUCAUGGGUUACCCGCAUCAUCCACACGUUCAAGCCCCCAUGGGCUCAAGCUUAGAUCCGAAAUUCCCUCCGAGCGAAGACUACACGAACUACACAAAUAUUAACAUGACGCACACAAACGUGGAUUACCUGCAUCAUCAUCAAGCUGCUGCUGUCGCGAACGGCUUCAAUCAUCAUCACCAUCAAAACGGGAAUUACAAUUACGGGCAACAUUUUUACCAUCCACACAAUUAUGGGACGCCUCAAAUUGCUCCCGCUCCGCCAGCAGCAGCUCCUCCGCCUGUCGUUCCGCCGCCAACGUCAACGCAUCACGCGACAGCUUCAGCAGCAAACCUCCAAAAUGCGAACAAUUACAACAGCGCGAAUAGUUAUUAUGGCGGUUAUUAUGCUGCGAAUUCGAGUAAUACGCCGCUCAUGGAUUUACCGCUGCAAUGUAGCACGGCAGCAGAACCACAAAAUACAGCGCUUGGAUUACAGGAAUUAGGCAUGAAACUCGAUCGCAGGAUCGAAGAAGCAGUUCCCGCUGCCCAACAACUACAGGAACUCGGCAUGAGACUUCGGUGUGAUGACAAUAGCUCAGAUCAGGAUGAUCUUUUAGACGAAGAUCGCUUAAUGUUAGAUCGCUCUCCCGAUGAAAUGGGCGACGAUGACUUAGAUGGGCUAGAUUCCGAUGACGAUUGCGACGAUGCAACAUUGGGCGGCGGAAGCGAUGGCGAACGCGUCAUUUAUCCUUGGAUGAAGAAAAUUCACGUUGCUGGAGUUGCGAACGGUUCAUUCCCGCCAGGCAGUGAGCCCAAGAGACAACGAACUGCCUAUACGAGACACCAAAUUUUGGAGCUCGAGAAGGAAUUUCAUUACAAUCGAUAUUUGACGCGACGAAGACGCAUCGAGAUCGCUCACACGUUGGUUUUGUCGGAGCGUCAGAUCAAAAUUUGGUUUCAAAAUCGCCGAAUGAAAUGGAAAAAGGAUAAUAAACUGCCAAAUACGAAAAAUGUACGGAAGAAAAAUCCCGAUGGAAGUCUCGUUAACCCACCGCCUGCCAAGAAAUCGAAGAGAUCGCAGAACAAAAAGCAGCAACAGCAGCAGAAUAAUGUUUCGAAUGAGUGUAUGAGAUCCGACAGCCUUGAAAGCAUGGGAGAGCAGCAACAUUACAUCUCAGCAUCGGACGUAACGGGUUUGAUUAAUAGCAGUGUCGAUUCGAGUCUGAAUUCACAACAACAACAACAACAACAUCAGCAGCAGCAGCACGAGAGCAACAAACAUUCGACAAACAACAAUGAUAACAGCAAUAAUUUGAUGAAUCUCCACGCAAAUUUAAAUUCAAUUAAUAUCAAAAGUGAUUAUGGCUUGACAACGUUGUAA
Molecule: messenger RNA, 1374 nt
Organism: Culicoides brevitarsis
Lineage: Eukaryota; Metazoa; Arthropoda; Insecta; Diptera; Ceratopogonidae
Gene: Dfd
Product: homeotic protein deformed
Exons: 5
Coding region: 1-1374 (457 amino acids)
Biological process (GO): positive regulation of transcription by RNA polymerase II; anterior/posterior pattern specification
Cellular component (GO): nucleus; nucleoplasm
Molecular function (GO): RNA polymerase II cis-regulatory region sequence-specific DNA binding; DNA-binding transcription factor activity, RNA polymerase II-specific
Source: RefSeq, a predicted model, not a curated record